This is a messenger RNA of Brenthis ino (lesser marbled fritillary), 852 nucleotides long. Lineage: Eukaryota; Metazoa; Arthropoda; Insecta; Lepidoptera; Nymphalidae. The record is from the annotation of a GenBank genome assembly.
AUGCGCUUAUAUUUAAAAAUAUUUAUAUUAAAUUUAAUUUAUUUUGCUCAAGCAAAAAAUCUUUUAAGCAAUGGCUAUCACCAAGCUGUUGGAAUUAAAAGAGCUCAAGAUCUGAUGAAUUUAGAACGUUCAGCAUCAAGGAUUGUUGGUGGGACACAAACUUCAGCGAUCUCCCUAUAUCCAUACCAGGCAGGGAUGGUAAUAACUCUUAGAAGCAAUGCACAAUCAAUAUGUGGGGGGUCAUUGGUUUCAAAUACUAGAGUGCUCACUGCGGCGCAUUGUUGGUGGGAUGGCCAGAACCAAGCUACUCAAUUCGUCAUAGUCUUGGGUUCUCUUCUGAUAUUCUCUGGAGGCACCAGGAUCACCACCACUGAUGUAAGGGUUCAUCCAAAUUGGAACGCAGAUAUUAAGAAUGAUAUCGCAAUUGCAAUAAUUACCAGAGUGGAGUAUAAUACCAACAUUCAAGCAAUUUCGUUACCAACUACUUCAGAUGUUAAUCAGGACUUUGCUGGUCUAUCAGCCGUUGCUACAGGAUAUGGAAAAAUUACAGAUGGUGCGAGUUCGUCCCCAUCGACAUCAAGCCUAUAUCACAUCAACCUAAACAUUCUGACCAAUGUACAGUGUCAGAAGAGCUUUGAUAUUACCCUCGAUGGGAGUCACCUUUGUACUGAUGGCGCAAAAGGAGUAGGUACUUGUGAUGGUGAUUCUGGAGGUCCACUGACAGUCCUUCAGAACAAUAAAAGGAUAUUGGUUGGUAUAGUAUCCUUCGGUUUAGCUGAAAAAUGUGAAGCGGGCUAUCCAUCUGUUUACACUCGUGUUACGUCCUUCCUGACAUGGAUUCAAGCAAAUUUG